Sinocyclocheilus rhinocerous is the source of this 1529-nucleotide messenger RNA. RefSeq names its product zinc finger protein 227-like. Gene Ontology annotation, molecular function: RNA polymerase II transcription regulatory region sequence-specific DNA binding; DNA-binding transcription factor activity, RNA polymerase II-specific. Gene Ontology annotation, cellular component: nucleus. NCBI's taxonomy places the organism in Eukaryota, Metazoa, Chordata, Actinopteri, Cypriniformes, Cyprinidae. Gene Ontology annotation, biological process: regulation of transcription by RNA polymerase II. The record is from RefSeq and is a predicted model, not a curated record. The transcript has a single exon. Bases 118 to 1437 code for a protein of 439 amino acids.
GACGGGGGCUGGUCUGAAGAUCAGGAAGGAGUGUUACAGACGUCAACCAAUCAACCUGAAGUUGCACAAUCAAAAGAGUCUUUUGAAUGUGAGCAGUGUGGAAAGGCCUUUCCAAAGAUGUUUUCUCUCGUGCAGCACAAACGUGUGCAUUCAAUCGUGAGGCCGCACAGUUGUGAAAAGUGUGGAAAGAAAUUCACACUGCAGAGAGCGCUAGAGACUCACCUACGCAAACACACGCAGAAGCUUGAAAAGAAGAAAUUUCCCUGCGCUACUUGCGGAAAGAGCUUCAGAGAUCUCGCAGCGCACAAACUGGUCCAUGCGGAAGUCAAACCAUUUACCUGUGAAAUAUGCGGACAAGGAUUCACAAUCAAAAGAAGUUUAUACAUGCACCAGAGGGUGCACACGGGCGAAAAACCAUACAGAUGCGACACCUGUGGAAAGUGUUUCCCCUUGAUUGGCACGUUGAACUACCACAAGAGAAUUCAUUCAAACGACAGGCCGAUAAAAUGCAGCCACUGCAAUAAGAGCUUCAGAUACCAUAAACUUUUGAAACACCACCUCCGUGUGCACACGGGCGAGAGGCCACAUACAUGUGACAUCUGUGGGAAAAGCUUUGCGCUUUCCGGGACUCUAAAACGCCACAUCCUCAUUCACACCGGCGAUAAGCCGUACGUCUGCGAGGUGUGCGGAAGAAGAUUCAACCAGAGAAGCACUCUAAAAGGCCACAUGCGAGUUCACGGAGAAAAGCGGUUUAUGUGUGAAAUGUGCGGGAAAACGUUCCAGUAUAAUUACAUCCUGAGGAACCACAUUCUUACACACAAUCAGAUUGGAAAUGCAAGUGAUAAAAGUAACACUCAGCGCUGCGAUGUGUGUGGGAAGUUCCUGAGCUCUGCCUACGCAUUAAAAGCUCACUUGCAACUGCAUUCGGACAACAGCAAACCUUACACGUGCACGUUAUGUGACCGAAGGUACAGCAGCGUACAUUCCCUCCAGAUGCACGAGCAGCUUCACACGGGAGAGAAACCUUUCAAGUGCGAGAUCUGUGGUAAGGACUUUUCUCUGAGGGCUACGUAUAAAACCCAUUUGUUUCUGCAUUCAGGAGAAAGACCUCACAAAUGUGUAUUGUGUGGGAAAAGAUUCAAGCUGUCGAGCUCUUUGAAGAUGCAUAUACGCACUCAUACUGGUGAAAAACCGCACAAGUGUGAAACGUGUGGGAAGGCGUUUCAUUUAUCGGCCAAUUUGAAAAGGCACAGGCUCGUGCACACCGGGGAAAAGCCGUUUACCUGUGACAUUUGUUUGAAGAGUUUCACACAGCCAAACAAUUUGAAGGCACACAUGCACAUUCACACUGGUAAAAAGCCCCACACAUGCACUAAGUGUUGGAAAAGUUUUGCCUAUCAGAGAAAUUACAAAGAUCACAAAUGCACUCCACUUUGAGAGAUUUCAGACGGCUGAACUUGUGUCUGCCUACAGGUCCUUGGAUUUAAUGUAGGAUUGUAAAUAAUUUUGUAAAAAAGUUACAAGAAAUG